Molecule: messenger RNA, 3062 nt
Organism: Penaeus indicus
Lineage: Eukaryota; Metazoa; Arthropoda; Malacostraca; Decapoda; Penaeidae
Exons: 6
Coding region: 81-1475 (464 amino acids)
Biological process (GO): extrinsic apoptotic signaling pathway in absence of ligand; regulation of apoptotic process; intrinsic apoptotic signaling pathway in response to DNA damage
Cellular component (GO): mitochondrial outer membrane
Molecular function (GO): protein heterodimerization activity; protein homodimerization activity
Source: RefSeq, a predicted model, not a curated record
AGUAAACAAUCGCCCGACAGGAAGGUCGUCGCCAAACAUCCCGGAAAGAAUUUAUGACAUUAUCUCGCCUCUGAGGCACCAUGGCCAAGGGCUUUAUAAACACUCCUGUUGAGGAUAAUUCCAUAACCCGACCAUCAAGCUUAAAUACUGGUGAGAUCCGGCAAGCCCCUCAGGCCCAAACGGGUGGCGACUCACACACGGGAGGAGCAGAAGACACACUAGAGGGAAGAAUAAGUCCCUCGAGCAGCACCACGGAGGAAAACGUAGUGUCUGCCGUCUCGUCUCCACCGCCGUACAGUGCCAGUUUCUCUCCAGCCUCUGCGUCCUCAGGCUCUCCAGGACCUGAGUAUCAAGCACGUCACCACUUCUCACUACCAACUCUACCUCCUUAUCAACAGAAUGCUAAUAGGUCUGUAGAGGAGCUCAAUGAACUAGCCUUACAGGACAGCGAAAACAAUAAUGUCGACGAAAACUCGAACGACCAGCAGUACGACCAGUAUGCAAACUAUCACCAAGAGUACGGCCGUCACCAGUUUGUGCCCGACCCGUCCGUCAGGCCGCGCACAAGGAUGAGCCAGCCGAGCAGUGAUGAGGCCGACCACGCCCCCUACAAUUAUGAGUAUGCCAUUAGGAGGCGCAGUGGGAGCUUCUCUCACAGGAGGAACCAGUCCGAGGAUCUCUCUCUCUCCUCAGCAUCCUUUGACGCCGGACUGAGCUACCCACAGCUGCCAAAUGUCAACUCUGCUGCUGGUUACACCCAGCCAGACAGAUUACCAAGACUGCCUUCCCAUCAAGACCAGUGGGGUGAGGAGAGGCAUCCUGCUCGCUGUGCACAAGCUGGGGCUCAUGAUAUGGCGCGUGGCUGGUUUCCUCUAAGCUUAAGAGGUGGUGGCUACGGGCCGCAGCCACCGCCAACGCAGGAAAAUGUUAGACAGGAGGCGCAAGAGCUGCUCCUAAACUUUACAUCAGAUGCACUUCAACUCAACCAUCUGCCUGUGCCAGAAAAUGACAUAAUCAGAAAAGGUUUUAGCAAUCCUGCCUGGCUCAGGGCUGGACAGGAGUUGAGGAUGCUGGCAGAUGCUUUUGCCGAUACGGAAGAGCGGAAGCGAGUGCGCCACAUGGCAGAGAGGGUCAACAUGGCAUGUAUCAACAUGGACAACUUUUUCCAUCUCUGUGGGGAACUUUUUCAUGGUGGAAUCACAAGGGAGCGCAUCGUGGCUCUGUUCACCUUCGUCGGGGAUGUUGCUGUGCACCAAGUGAGACACCGCGGAGAACAGUUCCUCAGUGUGCUGCUCAAGUGGUCAUUUAGGUACUUGGUUGACCACAUUUGCAAGUGGGUUCAGGAGGCUGGUGGCUGGGGAGUGGUGCUGAGCCAAAGUAUGAAUUUUCUCUACAAAAGUGUUGUGUUUAUGUGCUGCCUUGUUGGAACGGUCGCCGGUGGAGUCUACAUAUGGAAAUCUCUCAAGGAAAUGUAACAGUGACUGCAAGAUAGGUUUUAUCAUUCGUCACUGUUGAGAGAUGCCCACACAUGUAUUUUUUUCUCUUUCAGUAUCUUGUGAUGUUCUGCAUAAAGUGUUUUUAAAAGAGAGUUGUCCGCAAUCAUGCAGAUGUUCAGCUGUUCACUCUUUCCUUGGCUUAUGAUUAUGCCUGUACAUAGGCUUAGUCUAAAGUGUUUGCAUCAGUUGUUGGAAAUAGUUGAAUAGACAAGUGUUUCUUGUGAUUUUUAAGGACUGAAUGAAGAAGAGCAUGUGAAUAGGUAUUACUGUUAUGUGAUAUUAUUUCUUAUGGCUAGAAAAUGAUCCCAUUGUUGCAGAGUGAAAACUUGCAUUAAUAAAAGGGAAAAGAUAGGAAAAUUUGAUUAUUAGAAAAAGUGAGAUGCACACUUUAACUUUUAUAAUUGAAGAGUUUAAAAUGUUUCUGUAAAUAAUUGACAGUUCUCUCUCUAGACAAAGAACAGGUGUGACAUAAGGUUAGAUUUUACAUAGUUUUUUUAUCAUCACCAUUGGUGAAAAAAUGUCCGAUAUUUAACAAGGGUACAGGGACAUUCAUUGUCGUAAUUGUCAUUAUAAUUAUUAUUAUCAUAAUUAUUUUAUUUGUUUUUAUUAUUGUUAUUAUUAUUAUUAUUUUUUUUUUAUUAUUUGUACUAUUAUUAUAAUUUUUAAUUAUUUAUAUUUAUAUUUGUUAUUAAUACUAUCAUUGAAUAGAUAAUGAUUGAUAUUAUAAUUAUGAUUAUAACAAUGAUGAUUGUAAUAAUAAUAAUGAUGAUAAUAAUAUAGUUACUAUUAUCAUCAUUUUUAUAUUUUGUAUCAUUAUUAUUAUUAUUAUGAUGAUGAUGAUGAUGAUGAUUAUGAUUAUUUCCAUAUUUAUCAUCAUUAUUGUUUUAAUUUUUAUCAUUGUCAUUAUUAUCCUUCUUAUUUUUAUGUUAGAAUUAUAUUAUGUGCCUUUUGUUGUAGCACUUUAAUCUCACUAAGUGCUUUAGUAUUUCACUGAAAUUGUGUCGCUUUGAAUUGGUUUAUAAGCAAAGUCGCAAUCAAAAUUUUCUACCCUCGUAAAUUCCAAUUAAUGAUACCCCAUUGGAUCUGAAUUGAUCUGUUCCUGCAUUAUAGAUCUCACCCCAGCAUGACAGUUGAUUCCAUGACGGAGGUUGGCGGUGCAGGUUGUGGUGGAAAAGACGUUUUUCUGGAAGACAAAAUGGAUUUCUUCUUAUUCUUUUUCUUUUCCUUUCUGUUCUUGGUCUUGUUCUUAUCUUCCUUUUCUUCCUCCUCCUCCUCCUUCCCCUUCCCCUUCUUUUUCUCCACCUCCUCUUCCUCCUCCUCCUCCUCCCAUCUUUUUUUAGCAGUUUUGACAGCAUCAUUAAUAAUGAGUGUCUGUCAUAGGAUCAGAUACAUUGUAAUAUGUGGAAUUGUAAUAUUCCUUCUUUUUUUUUUCCAAUUUUUUUUUUUUUACAUAUAUUAUGGGUAUUGUUAUUUUGUGACAUUGUUAUGAAAUGCGUAGCAAAAUUGUUAUUUUCAAGUAAAUGGAUAAUUUGUAUGUGCAAUAAAGAAAUGAUUUGGUAAAGACAA